Molecule: messenger RNA, 1685 nt
Organism: Toxoplasma gondii ME49
Lineage: Eukaryota; Apicomplexa; Conoidasida; Eucoccidiorida; Sarcocystidae
Product: pre-mRNA splicing factor subunit, putative
Exons: 3
Coding region: 799-1125 (108 amino acids)
Biological process (GO): mRNA splicing, via spliceosome
Cellular component (GO): U2 snRNP; precatalytic spliceosome
Source: RefSeq, a predicted model, not a curated record
ACUGCAUUUGCAGGAAACAGCAAGACCUUUUCGUCAGUCGUUUUGACAAACAGCUUGUUGCCCCCGGGGACUUUUCUUUCCACGUUGAUCUUGAAGAUGCAACACUCUAGGACGCCAAGAGUCCUUGCAUGCGUCUAGAGAGGGACUGAAUUCAGGGCGACCGAUUGAAUCAGGCGGUUGUUUUCCAGUUUUCUUGGGAAAGCCGAGACGCGUGAAAGUAUCUUAGAGACUUUCCAUUGCUUGAAGAACUCCUCUGUCGUCUUUGACAGUUCAGAAGGGCACACCGCUUCACUUCUCGACCUCCGUGACGGUUCCGCCGCGGCCGCCCCGUCUUCGUGCUUGGUUUCCUGAUCUUUUUGCUCCGGUUUUCUCCGUUCCUCCGUAUAGACGCCACAUUUUGUCUAACUCUUUGUUUGCUCGAUUUCCACUUGCGUCUUCUCCCGAGCUCCUUUCGUCUCUUCUCGUUCCUCUCAACCGGUUUCUCAAAACGCGCUUCCCACGGGUCUUCGAAACGUUGGCUUCCUACUCGCUCAACACCUUUCUGUCGUCUACAAAUCCCUCGUUUCUGCACUUGCUUUUCUAAUCUCGAGUAGUUGUUGUCUCAUCUCCCCUCUUCUGCGUAGAAAGAAAAGGCUGAAGCUGCAGGAAGCGCCUUUUCUCACUCGUCGGUUCGUUUUUUUCAAGUCCGAGACUGAAGAGGAAGGAGGACGAGACGAAAAAGCUCUGUGAUCCGACGCGAGGUCUCGGGGGACUUGCGUUCAGAAUCUUUCCUGGAGUGUUCGUUACAGCGGAGAAAAGAUGGCAGGAUAUGACCGAUUCAGCAUCCAAGCUCAACUGCAGCACCUCCAGAGCAAAUACCAAGGCACUGGGAAUGCACAGACAACGAAACUAGAGUGGGCGACGAGCAUCCAAAGAGACACUCUCGCGUCGCAUGUGGGCCACUACUCUCGCCUGGCUUAUUUCGCCGUUGUGGAGAAUGAAAAUGUGAAGCGUCUCCGGUAUCGAUUUCUGAACCAACUUGCGCGACCCGUCGCGUUCCCCGCAGAUGAGACAGAGAACAAGGAAGACGACGCGGAGAAGGGAGGCGAGGGAGAAGCGGAGCUGUCUGGGAAGGCUGAAGAGUAGAUGCAGCAAGAAGGAGUUUUUCUUGAGACCUCGACCUUCUUCGGGUGCGCCGUGAGUGGAGGUCGCAGUUGGAGAACUGCCACAGCAGCCACCGCGUUAGGUUGCAUCGGGGGUGCCGAAAAAUAGGGGAUGUAUCCGUGGGAGGGCUGUCGAGUAGGCGGCGGCUUUCGCGCGUCUGUUUUCUUCGCGUUCUUUCAGUGGCUGUCGUCCAUGGAGGCCUCUGUAGUGAUUUCGAAGUGCACAAGGAUCCUUAGGUGGUGGCCUGCUUUGAGAGAGGAACGAUCUUUUCCCCGGAAGACACGCGGGGGUGGGCUGGUAGACUAGGUUGAACACUGUCCACAAUACAGUAUUUCCGGGGACUGGAGCGUGCGUGCACCCUGCGUUAGUCUUUGGUAGAGAUUGCCUGAGUUCUGCCGUGCCAUCUUCUCAAAAACUCGACUUGGUCAACACGAUUGCUACAGCUACAGGCCGCUCGUAAACAUGAGUAACUGGAAGAAUGGUUUUUACGCGUGCUGUGGAUACUUUCGACUCUCUCUACUAGUUCAGAACGACACUUCCCC